This is a messenger RNA of Colletotrichum orchidophilum, 1035 nucleotides long. RefSeq lists its product as uncharacterized. The transcript has 4 exons. The record is from RefSeq and is a predicted model, not a curated record. Lineage: Eukaryota; Fungi; Ascomycota; Sordariomycetes; Glomerellales; Glomerellaceae. Bases 1 to 1035 code for a protein of 344 amino acids.
AUGCGUGUAUCUUCUAUGAUUGCCAUCGCCCUCGUAGCGUUUAGCGAGACGGGGCUCUGCGAUCGCCAAGAAAGGCAGUCAAGGCUGUUCUCUGGUAGCGUCGCCGGCCGCGCCGCGGCCCUCGUCAAACCAGACGUCGAGAAGCCCACCGUCGAAAAGAGACAAAUCAGCUUCGAGAACGGAGGCAUCAGCAUCGGCGGUGCCGGAGGACUCCAACUCGGCGGUCAGGGCAAAGGCAAAGGCAAAGGCAACGGCCAGGCUACGGCGGGUCAGCCCGGCACCAACGUUGCAGGCAACCGGACCGCCAAUAACAACGCCGGCCUGACCAUCGGCGGAAUCCAGCUCGGUGGCAACAAUGUCGGGACCACUGGAGGGACCGGCAACAGCGCGUUGGACGCUUUUCUGAACGCGGCCAACGGCGGCAAGAAGAAGAAUAACGGCACUGCCAAUGCCGGUGCGGGAGCCGCUGUGCCGGGACAGGCUGCUGGCGGCCAAGGGCAAAAAGCCGGUGCCGGUGGUGGGAAACAAAAGGGUGAGGGCAGCCCCGGUGCUAACCCUGGUGAAGCUGCCAAGGCUGAACAGGGGCUCGGAUCGAACCCCGGCGAGGCCGCAAAGGCCAAAGAAGCCGCGAAGGAGGCAGAGCGUAAGGGCGCCGGGGCCGGGCUCGGGGAAGCGAAGCCGGCUGGUGAGGCACCGCCUGCAAAUGCUGCCGAGGGAGCCAGACCUGCCGAAGGAGCAAAGCCAGCGGAGGGGGCCAAGCCUACUGAGGGUCAAGCUGCCGAGGGACAGCCAAAAGCGGUGCAAGAAUCUGAGCAAUUCAAGGACAACGCUGGUAUCACUCUCGGUGCUGAUGGCCAGGCUCAGAACAUCGGUGGUAAUCUCGGUAUCACAAAGGGCAGUGAUGGGAGCACCUCUGUCGGUGGCAAGUCUGGUAUCAACAUCAGCCCCGGUGGUGGUCAGCGACAAGGCAAGAAUAAGGGAAAUGGCCAGCAGCAAGCGACUCCGCCGCCCGCAGCUCCAGCCACUGAAGCUUGA